Oppia nitens is the source of this 3707-nucleotide messenger RNA. Its product is annotated as integrator complex subunit 6-A-like. Gene Ontology annotation, biological process: snRNA 3'-end processing. Bases 138 to 3584 code for a protein of 1148 amino acids. Lineage: Eukaryota; Metazoa; Arthropoda; Arachnida; Sarcoptiformes; Oppiidae. Gene Ontology annotation, cellular component: integrator complex. The record is from RefSeq and is a predicted model, not a curated record. The transcript is spliced from 5 exons.
AUAGUUAUAGCCAUAGAGAGAGAGUGUGUGUAUGUGUUAUAUAUAUGAAUAGCAUUUCAGUGUUGUUUGUAUUUUGUAUUUAGUUUUAUAAUAAUAAUCAGUCAGUAAUAGUGAGGCAUUUGACUCAAGCAGUCAUAAUGACUAUAAUAGUGUUUCUCAUCGAUACGUCCGCCUCAAUGAACCAGAGGACACAUUUCGGUGCCCGACCGACACUGCUUGAUGUGGCCAAAGAUGCGGUGGAAAAGUUUCUAAAGUUCCGACAGCGAGAUAUCGCCAGCCGUGGCGACCGAUACAUGUUAUUGACGUUUGAAGACUCGCCGCACAACGUAAAGGCCGGUUGGAAGGAAAGUCAUGUAGUCUUCAUGAAUGAGCUGAAGAACUUGACGGCCACUGGUAUGACAACGAUGGGUACGGCGCUGAAGAAUUCGUUUGAUUUGCUUAACAUUAAUCGUAUGCAAACCGGAAUCGAUACCUACGGUCAGGGCCGGUGUCCAUUUUUUCUGGAACCAUCGGUGAUUAUUGUAAUUACCGACGGCGGCAAACUGAGUACACAAUCGGCUGGCGUUUGCGACGAACUUAAUCUGCCGAUGCAUUCGUCAGUUCCCGGUUCCGAACUGACAAAAGAACCGUUUCGUUGGGAUCAACGGCUCUUUUCAAUUGUCCUGCGACUGACGGGAACCUAUAACUCGCCGAACGAAAACUAUAAUACAUUAAACAAUACAUUUGCCGUGCCUUCAGACCAAUCGCCGAUCGAUGCCAUGUGUGAUGUGACGGGAGGUCGUUCAUAUUGUGUAUCAUCUCAGCGGACACUGAUGGCCAGUAUUGAUCAGCUAAUACAGCGAAUACAUAGCGGCGUUGUCAUACAUUUUGAAAAAGUUGGUCCCGACCCGCCAGUGAUUAUUCCCGCCGAUGAAGACAUGACCACCACUAACACCAACAACACCUGUGAUUCAAAUAAUGGACUCAUUAUUAAUAGUACUAAUAAUACAACAAAUAAGACUAUUGUGAUUAAUAGCAACAUUAAUAAUAAUAUUAAUAAUGAUAAACUAUGGCACAGUUGCCGAAAACUAAUCUAUGUACAACGGUCAGCCCAAAAAGGCUACUCUGUUGGCCACUGGCCAAUACCCGAAUCGUUUUGGCCGGAUAUUAGUUGUCCGACACUACAGCCGCGUACAGCCCAACCCAUUGUAAAGUUUACGUGUACCGAUUCGGAGCCGACGGUCAUCGAAAACUUACCGUUCGAUAAGUACGAACUGGAACAGAGUCCACUAACCCAGUUCAUACUGUCCCGCAAACAGCCGCACGUGGCCUGGCAAGUGUUUGUCAGCAAUAGUCAUAAAAAUACUGAACUCGGCCUACCGUUUGGCUAUUUGAAAGCCAGUACCAAUCUAACCUGUGUCAAUCUGUUUGUCUUGCCAUACAACUAUCCCAUACUGUUGCCACUGUUGGACGAUCUAUUCAAACAACAUCAGGGAAAGCCUACCCGGGAAUGGAAGGUCCAAUUUGAUAACUAUUUGAAACUGAUGCCACUGUACUAUGCGGCACCAUUGAAACGAGCCCUACAGCGUAUGGGUGCACCCAAUCUGGUUCCCGAUCAGAUGGAAAAUUGUCUGUCAUAUCCAGUGCUUAACUAUUUGAAGAAAUUGAAGAAUCUGGCAAAAGCCGAAUAUGAGAAACUGGUGGCCAGUGUCGGCACCGGUAAACCGCAACAAUUGGACAGUAUUCGUGUGAACUGUUCGAAUAUGCGGCGAAUUGCCGAUCGAGGUCUCUGUUCAAAUCCAUUGUUGUCCAAAAGAUUUGAAAAACUAAAAGAAGAAAUGAACGAAUUUUCUGGUUUCGGUAUACGAUUUCGCGAUAAAUAUCUGACCGAAUCGAAGAUACAGUGCUAUCGAAAUGCUUUCGACAUCAACCGACAGGAUCUGUUGGAUCAGAUUUGUCGGAUGCGUACAAACUUUAUGCAACGACAUACGAGUGCCAUCAAGUAUCAGGACGACGACCAACUGCAUAGUUUACCGAUCAGCCAAAUGGGUAACUAUCAGGAGUAUCUCAAGAGAAUGCCGGUACCAUUGAGGGAACUGGAGUCGACACCAGUACGGCAGCACAUGUUUGGCAAUCCGUUUAAAAUUGAUAAGAAGGGUAUGAUGAUGAUCGACGAAACCGAUAUCGAUUUGGUUGGCCAGAGCAGUAGUGGUGGCCAAUCGCCGGCCAGAUCGGCCAAACGAUCGGCAAACGAUAUGUACAGCGGACCGAAACCCAAACGAAAACCUGGACCAUUGCCCAAAGAUUUUCCACUAACCCGACCGCUGAGUCCUAUUCCUAUUACUCCACCGCCGUCGCCAACAAUCCAAUCACCGCCUGUAUCACCAUCGUUGCCAUUGUUUAUACCAUCGACUCCACCAUCAACACUACUACCACCACCACCAACAACAUCAUCAUUAGCAUCACUGCCACCAACAUCAUCAUCGCUAAUACACGACAAAAGUGUUGCAAACGGUAGUCUAGUGUCGUGUCGACUAACACCUAAAGAUAAUCACACAAAUCAAACAACAUUAACAACAACAUCAACAGCAAUACCAUCAGUGAUGACCACAAACACUGAACAUAACAUAACAACAAUAAAAUCUUCGAUAAUAGUGACAACACCUAAAACCAGUGCAACAGAUCACAGUGUAAUACAUUCAUCAUCAACAUUGUCAUCGUCAUCAUCAUCAGCGAUACAAAACUCUUUAUUGCAUACGAAAUUAGAUCCACAAACGCCGGAUCAUCACUCAAUACAAAUUAAUAAUAAUAAUAAUAAUAAUAACUAUUUACCCGAACCAGAGAUUCAAGUAAUACAACAGCAUUUAAGAAGUAAUAGUAAUAAUAAUAAUAAUAAUAAUGAAACAAAUCAUUCAAAGACAGACAAUUUGAUACAUAAUCUUAAUAAUAGUAAUAAUAAUAAUCUUAAUGAUGUGAUUGUCAUUAAUAAUAAUAAUAAUACUAAUAAAACUAAACGUAGUAAUAGUAAUGAUAAUAAUAAUAGUAGUAGUAAUAAUAAUAAUAAUAUUAGUACCGUUAAAGUCAAUUCAAAUUCAAUACUACCACUAAGUCCAUUAAAAUCAAGUACACCUAUAGUGCCAGUUAAUGGUAGUCUAGUAGUACCACCAGUAGUAAUAACUACCGGUAGUACUAAUCCGAUAUCAAUUGAUACUGAAAACGAUGAUCUGAUGAUAAAUCAUUGCGAUCAUAAUGGGACCGCUGCUGCCGUUAUCACCGCCACCGCCGCCAAUGAUGAUGAUGACGACGACACCGAUGACGACAUCGUCAACAAUAUCAAAAUGAUUGCCUUUACCGCUGAUGAAUGCGAGCUUAAGAAGUAUUUGUUUAAAUUGGUUCGAAAACCUGGAAGAAAUUUUGACGAAUUGUUGCUCCAAUUAUCGCAUACUCGUGGCUCUGUUCGCGAGCAUCUGAUCCAAGAAGUUAUUCAAGAGGCCAAUCGAUUCAAACGAAAGUCACUCAUCGAUAUACUAUCAAAUCAAUUCAAAUCAAAGACGACGACGACAUCAUCACAUGAACUACUGUCCAAUAAUUUUGAGACCAUUUGAUAUUAUUGUUGUUUUUUUAUAAUAAAAAAAAUUGAAUUUUUUUAAUAAUUAUAAUUUUAAGGGACAGUUGUGAUUAUUAUUAUUUUGGUGGCAAACCAACCAACAAAUAUAGAUGUCUUAAAA